CAUUACUCAAAAUUUGGCUCUGGCUGAAAGAAAUAAAAGAAGGUCAUCUAUUCUACAAAUUAUGAAAGUAGGGACUAUGGUGGAAAUUGAAAUGUGAAGAACAGUUCGAAUCGAUGAUAGGUUCCGGAUUCAAAUGGUCUCUGUGAAGAGACUCCCAGACGCGACGGAUCGACCAAACUCAUUAACGCGACUCAUCGAAUCUCUACAAUCAUGAUGACUCCUGGCGAUAUGGCGAUGUUGAACAGCGAAAGCGAAAAGCAUGCCUCUACUACUUCGAGUUUGAAUGAGGAAGCGGUUGUGCUCGAUGUCCUCGAGGACGCAGUGGAGGACGAAAAAGAUGUUUCGCUGUCUUUUUCUGGGGCCUCGUCAUUGUGUCUCGAAAACUCAAUCGAAUACUCGGACGCUGAGAGUCGCAAGCGGCGCAUCAAUGCGGGUUCCUCUACUUCGAGAGACCUGCCUCAUGCGGACGACGUGGCGGGCAAGGCAGGUGGCUGCAUGGAAGAUGGUAAUGGAGGAAUUGGUGCUGCCGGUCGUGAGGGAAGAAAAGCAAAAUCUUCGAAGGUCGAAAUAUGUCUAAAUCAGAGCCAGAGGACGAGCAAUACACAGGACCUCCGCACCAGUCGCAGAGAACGGCGACGAGAGGGAAACGAACGUGCUCUAGCUGCCGACCAUGCUACCGUGAAGGUUGCCGAUCACUCGACAAGAAACCGAGAAAAUGCAUCACGCCGAAAUGCAGCACGUCGAGUGCCCGACGAACGAGGCAAGGACGUAGAAAGGGCAGAUCAUCAGAGGAAGAAGGUGAAAAUAAGAGGUGGCAAGAAAGGAGCUGACGCCAGACCUGUGUUGUCUAGCUCCUCAACGUCAGGAGACUCUGACGCUGCUAUCAGUCGCUCUAUUUCCGAGAAAAAGCGGAGAAGAGCGACGUCAGAAGAUGCAAACCAGCGCGAAGAUAGCACCAGGAGGCGAAAUGCGGGACAACGUGGGAAAAAGACGCGUGUUGGUGGUAGGGAUAAGAAAAAUAUGCUUCGAGAUGGCUCUGAAGAAGAAGGCGAAAAACAAGUUCGAAGCCGACGACAGGUGCGACUGUUCGGCGAUAGGAGCCGAAGAAGCAAUCAGGAUUUGUCGUGCUCAGAAGACGAAGAAGUAGAAUGUAGCUCCUCUGCCUCGUCUGACUCACCGCUGGGAAUAGAGCCUCCUUCUGUAGGCACCAGAACUUCCACCAAAAUAGAGCAGAGAACGAGAAGCAAGAACUGCAACACUUCGACUCGAGUAGACGACCGGAAAAAUGGGGCCGCUUCUUCCAGAGCUGCCACGACCUCGUCUAGGACGCUACGACCAUCACGUGAUGAUCGUGUAAAGAGUUACGUCGACAAUCACAAUCUUCGUCGUCGCGAGCGCGAUCACAACCACCACGACCAGGAAGAUCAUGAUCAUCUACAUCAACACCGACGAUCAGCCUCCGCGCGCGCCCCUGCGCCUCUUGGUCGUGGAGCAACGCGGCGAUCGCACUCGGAAACAAGACCUAGACCCUGUGGUCCGCACUCUUUUGAUGGCGACGACUUCCAGAUCGCGAUGCGAUACGUACUGAGAACGCCGCUUCGCGUGCUUCAGUACUUCUAUCCUGACAUUGAGUUGUCUCUAAAGAAUGGAGAUCACUAUGGUGGAAUCGGGAAUGGUAGUACCUUUUUUGGCGGUUCUGGGGGUAACAUUACGGUUGCGAGACGAGGACCACCGUCGCGUAGGGCGCCACCGCGGAGAGCAGCGAGUCGUUUUCAAGAAGACGACCUUGAUGCGAGUCACUGUGAUGCGAGUAGCUGUGUUGAUGGUACGACUGAUAUCAAUAAUGUUGGUUCUACGAGCAACAUCAAUGACAACUCUUACAAUGCUGGUGCUCGGUCGUUGUCUCGCGACGUUUGUAAGAAUCCUGAGGAGGCACACCCUUUACGAGAUCAUCAGAGACGAGGAAGAUCACCGAUAGCAUCGUCCGCGACGUCAAGAGCAGGCGUGGUGCUGGAUGAUAAUCAGCACGGUGCAGCUGAUGAUAGAACUAGUAGAAGUGCAACUAGUACAAGUUGUACAACUCGCCCAAGCCCAGUACCCCUUCUCGAUUGGUCACUGAUCGGGGAAGACGUGGAUCCGCGAUUGCUGGAGACGAUUCAAAGACGAGUAAGCUUUUGGGAUGUUGAGGAUGCUCACGUUGCAGGACCACAACUUAUGCGCGCACUGCGAGAGGCAGCGGAAUCCGGAUGGAGUAUGGACGAGACAAGACGUAUGUCGUGGGCAGCGAGACUUGCGCAGAUGCCAAGACGAAGUCCUGGAUCAUCAAAAACUACUAGAAGUACACCAGUUCCUUCGGCUUCCGGUAGUGGCAGCGCCAGAGGACCCUCACAACCUACCACUUCGACAACACAAACUAGUCUUAUAGGUUUGGUAGCGUUUUUGUUACAUGUCUGGUUCGAAUAUCGACCUGGGAUCUUUACUGGUACAUCCAGCUACGUCACUGGCUUCGGUACGUCGACAGUUUCUUUUCGGAAAUUUUGCAACACUCUGCGAUUUGCGCUUAGAGGCAUUCUUGCAGGUGGUGGCUUUUCUUCAACGUCUUCUCACGAUCCUCGUCCAACGAGCUGUUUUCCCUAUAACCACCAGAGUACUAGAACUGGAUCGGGGUCUUCUUCGGUGCUUGUGGCAGCAAGUGAUGUGCUCUUCAGCUUCGUGCCAUACGACCCGUGGGGAAUCUUCGGUGCAAGAGAUGAAGUCCGGCUCUGCACAAGAAUGAGCGUGUACUUUUUGCGUGUUGUCCUUGUCGCUUGAUGUACUACUAAGUCGAUAAAAAGCAACAUGUAACGACCUGCUGUUUCUAAGUAUAUUAAUCGAGUCUACCGUAGCAGCGGUGGCACGACUACUGUUGUCGACAAUGAAUGAAAUUGCUUUUCUUGAGCUGUUACAGCUGUAGCACUGGUGAAGACACUUAGUGUAACUGGGCUUUUAAUAUCUCGAUCAACAUGUUUUUUCGAAAGUUUCACAAACAUCAUACAGCGCGGCUGAGAUCAACGCAAUUUUGCUGACGCCUCCUGUCGUUGCGAACCUUGAGGCAGGGCAUCCGGCUGUUCAUGACAACUAUAGACUACGACGAGCGCCUGCUGGUGUCGGUGUUCACGAACAUCAACAACAAGGACCUCCACUAGCGCAACAUGGUGGAGGACCUCGCCUUCCAGCUGCGUCUUUUACUAGAGUUGGAGAUGUUGGCAUAGUUGUGGAGGAUGGCGUAGAAGUGGAGGUCCCACCACACAACUAUUCGUCGACUAGUGCGGUAGGCACCCCGCGUGCGCCUACUUCUCGUCAAAAUCAAUCUCAACAUAGUCACAUCCACAUGAUGAAUAGUGGCCACCAAGAUCUGCUAUUUGGAUCGUCAGCGAGUGUGGCCUGUUUGACACCGAUCGCGCCAGAACCGGGAUCUCAUUUUGUGAUGCCAGGGACGCGACUGCAAUCUCCAAGCUUUCUGCAGGAAGACGAGGAUCCUCGAGAUCUUCUUGCGAGCACAACAACAUCGACGCUCAUCAAUGGCGUUCUUGGUGGUCAGGAGGAGCACCAUAAUCCUUUUGUUCAAGAAGAUGUCCAUAGUUCUUGUACUAGUAGUUGUAGAAGAGGUGCUUCCAGUAUAGCAGGUGCACCAGGAGGUGGACGAUUACACGAUGACUCCAGGCCUGAAGAGGACGAUCAUCGACACGAUAGAAGAAACACAAACUACAAGAACUACAACACGCACACUCAACAUUACGGAGGAAGCGACCACAUGAAUAGAUCUCCUCUGCAAGAGCAUGGUCAUGUUGUUGGCCCACGACUAGGUGGUCAACAUGCGAAAAAUAUGGAGCGGCCUGAAGAGUCUUCACCUCCACCUGUUGUGGUUUCUAGUGGGCCUGGUGUCAGUUUUUUUCGCGAGAAUUGGAGUGCUGCGACAGCUGCUCCGGCACCAUCAUCUUCCAGGUCAAAUAGAGCUCCUUUUCCUAGUAUUAAGGCUCAGAGAAAUUCAUCUUAAGAGGCAUCUUUGACCGCUUUCCUAAGGAGGAAGUGCGUUAAAGAUGCUCUUCAAGAUGAAUAAAAGUAAGGUCUAAUUAUAGUAGUAGUAGUAGUCAAAAGAGAUACGGAGGAGGACAUCAUGAUGGAGCUGGUGGUGGAGACGACACAAUGUCGACUCAAAUUUCAGAUGUUCGCGGCUGGAUGCCUCGUGAGCUCGUCGACGCAAUGGAUGCCUCAUCCUCUAGCGAAGGCACGGAGUCGGAUCAAUAGAUACAACUCGAUGCCUCAUCCUCUAGCGUCGGAUCGAUGAUUGUUGAUGCUUGAAAGUAUAUCUUCGAAGAAGUUGGAAAUUUUGCAUUUACUUGUUAGGUACUUACCAUUUUUACCAAGUUACCUGACAAAGACAAUGCAAGAAUUAUCGGUUCGAUAGUUCUUGUGUACUCCUCCUGAUUCCUUCUAUAUUCAUUGUUCUUGUUCUUACUCAGUACUAGAAGUUCUGCUUAAAAUUGCUUUUCAGAUCCAGUACAGAUUUUGCACAGAUGCUGAAGAGAACAGAGUUCUUGAACUUUAAUAAUGAACAUCAUGCCCGCUAUCAUGUCUGAACUGAAGACGAAUCUGUGCUG
Molecule: messenger RNA, 4640 nt
Organism: Amoebophrya sp. A25
Lineage: Eukaryota; Dinophyceae; Syndiniales; Amoebophryaceae
Source: the annotation of a GenBank genome assembly